CCGUGGGAGGCGGUGCCCUGCCGUGCUGGGCCGGGCCGGGCCCGCCAUGCCGAAGCGCUCCUGCCCCUUCGGGGAGGCGGCCCCGCUCCAGCUGAAAACCCGCGUGGGGCUGCGCGAGCUGAGCCGCGGCGUGCGGGGCGAAGAGUAUCGGCGGGAGAUCUUUGAGAGGACCCGGCGGCUGCUCUUCAGGGGCGCCCAGGCGUACAUGGAAGGCGCCUGGCCCGCCAGCCCCGCUGCAGUGACCCGCCCGGUGGAGCCGGGCGGAGAGGCCCAGGACGAUAGUGCGGGGCGCCGCUGGAGCGGGCAGCUGCUCAUCGGCCAUGACGGGAAACUGCUGAGGCGCUCUGUAGCUGCAGGGAAAGCACCCGUGAGAGCUUCCAAAGCCUGCUCAUCCUGUGUGAGAACUGAUGCCAAGGAAACGUGUACGCAAUGUGACCAGCUUGUCUGUCAGAACUGCAGCAGCCUCUGCAGCUGCUGUAACACAGUUAUCUGCUCUUUGUGCUCUACUCUUGAUUAUGGUGAUGUGGGAGAGCAAGUUCUCUGCAGUGGUUGUUCAAUAUUUCAAGUCUGAAUCUUGAUGAAAUGGCCUUUAUGGCUGAGAUGUUUGUACAUUUUAUGAAGUCUCCUCCUUGCCGCUGGCCUAUUAAUCCUUUUAGCAUGUGAAUUAAUUAUGAAAUUUCUAUGUUUUAUAUCUUUAUACUAUACUUCUUUAUAUUGUGGCUAAAUAAAGUUUUAUAUUUUGAGGCUUUCCAAAUUA
This is a messenger RNA of Pezoporus occidentalis (night parrot), 757 nucleotides long. It is a transcript of the gene SIVA1, whose product is annotated as SIVA1 apoptosis inducing factor. The record is from RefSeq and is a predicted model, not a curated record. Gene Ontology annotation, biological process: extrinsic apoptotic signaling pathway. Bases 47 to 571 code for a protein of 174 amino acids. Lineage: Eukaryota; Metazoa; Chordata; Aves; Psittaciformes; Psittacidae. Gene Ontology annotation, molecular function: CD27 receptor binding. The transcript has 4 exons.